Penicillium angulare is the source of this 756-nucleotide messenger RNA. RefSeq names its product SANT/Myb-like DNA-binding domain-containing protein. The record is from RefSeq and is a predicted model, not a curated record. Lineage: Eukaryota; Fungi; Ascomycota; Eurotiomycetes; Eurotiales; Aspergillaceae. The transcript has 2 exons. Bases 1 to 756 code for a protein of 251 amino acids.
AUGGUUGUUCUCUUUCUUCCGUCCAGCUCUUUGUUCUCCGAAUAUGGGGAACCUUCGAACGGCCUUUUCGAGCAACGAACGUCAGCUCAUGGGGGCAUUUUCUUGCCCGGUCAGGAUUAUACGCCUCUGACCUUCCAGGUUCCAAUUUCGCCCAGGGCGGAAGAUUCGCUGAGCGAGCAUACAGUGGAUCCGGCAAUUCUGGAGGGGUGCCGUCUUCCACCUGCAGAAAAGAAUACCAUCGGAGCUGCAUCUGGUUGCGCGACCUUCCGACCUCGAUCUUCCAAAGUCAAUAAACCCUCUGUCGUUAUCGAUACUCGUUCUCGAAAGAGGUCCGCGCGGUUACCUCGGGGGGCGAACGGCAAGAAGGCAUCGUUCUCCACAAUCCUGGCCCAUUUUUCUGCUUUGACAGCAGAGGACCGGAUGCAAUUCCUGUCCUGGCUGUUCGAAGGCGCUCUCUCUCAAUGUCUCAUUUCGCCCCCGAGUCUAACCACAACUUCAUCACGAGCCGCCUCGAGAGCGCGUGCUGUAUCGUGCACUGACUCUUCAUCCGACUCGGAAGAUUCUCCCGUGUACUUACACUCCUCAAGGAAAGACCUCACAUGGUCAGAGGAAGAAGAUAGACUACUAGUGAAGCUCAAGGAGCAGGAGAAACUAACAUGGCCGGAAGAAAUUGGCCGGUUUGGUCAGGUCUUUCCCGGAAGAAGUUCGGGCUCCAUUAAGGUACAUUGGAGUACAAAGGUCAGCAAACGAUAUUGA